Molecule: messenger RNA, 640 nt
Organism: Dentiscutata heterogama
Lineage: Eukaryota; Fungi; Glomeromycota; Glomeromycetes; Diversisporales; Gigasporaceae
Source: the annotation of a GenBank genome assembly
CAAGGUUUUGCAAUUGGACGAAUAUACUUUACUAAUCCUUCUGCUAGUGAACUUUUUUACCUUCGGCUUCUUCUUACUACUGUACAUGGUUCACAGUCAUUUGACCACCUUAAAACUGUAGGCAAUAUAGUUCAUCCGACAUUUAAAAGCGCAUGUUUAGCUUUAGGGCUAUUAGAAACUGAUAGUGAAUGGAUUCAAUGUCUUGAGGAAGCUUCUGUUUUACGUACAAGCUCUCAAUUAAGAACACUCUUUGCUAUAAUACUUAUGCAUUGUGCACCUUCUCAUCCUGAACAAUUAUGGUUACGCUUCCAUGAAAUACUUCAUCAAUCUGGCCAAUCUCUAAAAGAAAAUCAAGAAUUUGCAUACUGGCUAUUAGAGGAAAAUGAUAAACUAUCCCUCCCAUACUAUAUGAAAAUAUUACCACAAAGUUUAGAAUCACUUAUAGGCUCUACUUAUCCUAACAUUCAUUUAACUGGAACAUUCCUUAACUUACUUCCGGGAAACCAACACACAUACAUUAGCGCUGAUAAUUCCAUAUCAGAAAAUGGUGCCAACAAUAAUAAUAUUUAUCCCACUGAAUUUUUAAAUUCCCUCAGCCCCAAAGGAUUACCACUUGCAAAACUUAACCUGAAAAUAGGCU